CCUAACAUAAAUAAAUGAGGUCGGCACUGAGGCUCUAUCUGUUACUAUAGUUGCGAUGCGACAAAAACAAACAUUUUGGCUCUUCAUAACAUAAAUAAAUGCCUUCAAGAAUUUGAUAGAAGAAAGCUAAACUUAGUCUUGUUGGGUGCCGGAAAGGAAUCCGUCUCCAUGGAUUUCUCCAACUCAUUUACCUUCACAGCUUUGCUUCUGCUCAUCUCCCUAAUCUCCUUCAAGUUCUUGUCUGCAAAAUUGAGGCAAAAACAGAGAAAGAUUAAGUACCACCCCGUUGCCGGCACGUUUGUUAACCAGCUCCUCAACUUCAAAAGAUUGCAUCAUUAUAUGACUGAUCUUGCAGCCAAGUAUCGGACCUACAGGCUGCUUUCUCCUUUCAGGAAUGAGAUUUAUACCUCGGAUCCUGCCAACGUUGAGUAUAUACUCAAAACCAACUUCCACAAUUAUGGCAAGGGUGAAUAUAAUCACAGCUUGCUAAGGGAUUUACUUGGUGAAGGGAUUUUCACAGUGGAUGGGGAUAAAUGGCGUCAACAGAGGAAGGUAUCAAGCCAUGAAUUCUCAACAAAAGUUUUAAGAGAUUUCAGCAGUGUUGUCUUUCGGAAAAAUGUGGCACGACUUGCCAAUAUAGUGUCGGAGGCAGCUAAUUCCAAUGAGACAAUGGAUAUGCAAGACUUGUUUAUGAAAUCGACUUUGGAUUCAAUAUUCAAAGUUGCAUUUGGGGUUGAACUAGAUAGCAUGUGUGGAUCCAAUGAAGAAGGCAAGGAGUUCGCAGCUGCUUUCGAUGAUUCAAGUGCUUUAACUCUUUAUCGAUAUGUUGAUCCCUUCUGGAAGAUCAAGAGAUAUUUUAACAUCGGAUCGGAAGCUGCAUUAAAGAGAAAUAUAAAAGUGGUUGAUAAUCUUGUGUAUAAGCUGAUCCAUAACAAGAUUGAGCAACUACGCGAAUCCAAGGACGAUUCGGCUGUAAUAAAAAAGGAAGACAUUUUAACUAGAUUCCUCGAAGUGACUGACACUGACCCCAAAUACUUGCGAGAUAUAAUUCUUAACUUCAUAAUUGCUGGCAAAGACACAACAGCAGCCUCUCUGUCGUGGUUUAUAUACAUGCUGUGCAAACAUCCUGAUGUUCAAGAAAAGGUUGCUGCAGAAGUGAAGGAAGCAACUAAAUCGAUGGAGGUUAAAGAUGUUGCUGAAUUCGCUGCUGGCCUGAGCGAAGAAGCUUUAGGAAAAAUGUACUAUCUUCAUGCAGCUAUAACUGAAACUUUAAGGCUCUACCCAGCCGUUCCUGUGGAUGCAAAGGUAUGUUUGGCUGAUGAUACUCUACCGGAUGGUUUCAGUGCAAGGAAAGGGGAUAUGAUUGCUUAUCAGCCUUAUGCAAUGGGUAGAAUGAGGUUCAUUUGGGGUGACAAUGCGGAGGAGUUCAGACCUGAGAGAUGGCUUGACAAGAAUGGCAUGUUCCAGCUAGAAAACCCUUUCAAGUUUACAGCUUUCCAGGCAGGACCUCGGAUUUGUCUGGGUAAAGAGUUUGCUUAUAGGCAGAUGAAGAUCUUCUCAGCUGUUCUUCUCAGCUACUUUGUAUUCAAAUUGAGUGAUGAGAACAGAACAGUGACAUACAGGACGAUGAUCAAUCUCCAUAUAGAAGGGGGUCUUCAUGUUCGUGCAUUUCACCGAUGUCAAACUUAAACCUGGUUUCAUCUGUUGGCUGUCUCGGUUCAUUGUAAACUUUAAACAUCUAUAUACCACGUGAAACCUGAAUCAUCUCUUGUCCUAUAAAACGGGUUCAGGUAACUAAUAAAUAAGCAAAACCAAGUCGUUUAGACAA
This is a messenger RNA of Gossypium arboreum, 1828 nucleotides long. Its product is annotated as cytochrome P450 704C1-like. Lineage: Eukaryota; Viridiplantae; Streptophyta; Magnoliopsida; Malvales; Malvaceae. Gene Ontology annotation, molecular function: iron ion binding; oxidoreductase activity, acting on paired donors, with incorporation or reduction of molecular oxygen; monooxygenase activity. Bases 169 to 1689 code for a protein of 506 amino acids. The transcript has 6 exons. The record is from RefSeq and is a predicted model, not a curated record.